Chaetomium strumarium is the source of this 751-nucleotide messenger RNA. RefSeq lists its product as uncharacterized. Gene Ontology annotation, molecular function: acyltransferase activity, transferring groups other than amino-acyl groups. Bases 152 to 685 code for a protein of 177 amino acids. The transcript is spliced from 2 exons. The record is from RefSeq and is a predicted model, not a curated record. Lineage: Eukaryota; Fungi; Ascomycota; Sordariomycetes; Sordariales; Chaetomiaceae.
AUCAGGAAAUGACCCACUAGGAUCGGACCCUAGACGCCGAAUGUGAGUCACCGAUGUGGUUGUUCAGCAAGAGUUUCUAUUGCUUCCCAGACUGGCAUAUGCAAAACCAGGUAUUCAAAUAGGUAGAGGUGAUUCGGGUAAACGAACGCAAAUGGUCUCCGCAUCCAUGACAUCCGACCCGGCUCCAGCUGAGGCCCGGGCUCUCCCGAAAGGCUACACCCUUCACGCCGGCUACCCGCCCAUCCCGGCGUACCUCCACCUCCGCGCGGCCGCCGGCUUGACCCCCAAAACAGCCGCGCAAGCAAAACCCGUGGCCGAACACAGCUGGUAUGGCUGCUACAUCACCUUCUCCAACGCCACAGCCAACAACAACGAAGGAAAAGACGACGGAGACGAAGAAGAAGUCGUCGCAAUGGGCCGCAUAAUAGGCGACGGCGGCUGGUACUUCCACAUCGCCGACAUGGCGGUCCUGCCGACGCAUCAGCGCAAGGGGCUGGGCGAUGCCGUGCUGAAGGAUCUGCUGCGACACAUCAAGGAGCAUGCGCCGCAGGACGGGACGGGCGCGUAUGUCACGCUGUUUGCCGACGGGCCGGGGAGGAGGCUGUAUGCGAAGAAUGGGUUUGUCGAGUCCCUGCCUUCGGGGCAGUUGGGGAUGAAUUUGCCUAUGGGCUGGGAGAGGCGAUAGAGGUUACAGCGAGAUGGGUCACGCAUUUCCUAAGGACCUGGUGGGCUCUCGCUCAUUCACUGUGCA